CCAAAUUUAGCUGCAGAGAAACCUUCUCCCACUAAAAUUCACCAAAACUUCCACUAAAAUUCAGCUGUUUGCUCAACUGAAAAGCCGCUUCCCCCACAUAAAUAUACUCUGUUCCACCUGUGGUUGUGGAGCAGUCAUAAAACGGAGCAUACCCUCUACUACGCAUUUUUGCAUAAAUAUCACUCUCCGUUCUCCAUUCCUCCCAUCUUUCCAUCAAUGGCGUCUUCCUCGUAUCUGUCCCCUGUGAUUCUGGGUUUGUUGGUUCUUCUUCUGCAAAUCCACUCUUCACAUUCUCUCACCUGCUCGUCUCAGACUUUCACGAGUAACAGGCUCUUCCAGAACUGCAACGACCUGCCUCACCUAAGCUCCUACCUCCACUGGACCUACGACUCCUCUAAUUCGUCUCUGAAAAUUGCGUUCGUCGCUCCUCCGGCGCAACCGGAAGGAUGGGUUUCGUGGGCGAUAAACCCAAAGAGUACUGGGAUGGCUGGAAGUCAGGCGUUGAUUGCGUACCAGGCAAAUGGGUCGGUGGUGGUGGACCAAUACGACGUGCAAUCGUACCAAUCGGUCGAUAAGACGAAGAUCUCGUUCGAUCUGUGGGACGUGACGGGUGAGUAUUCUGAUGGGGUGAUGAGGAUCUUCGCUACGUUUGCGUUGCCGAAGAACAUGACAACUCUGAACCAGGUUUGGCAAGUUGGGGCUUCUUUGUCGGGUGGGGUGCCGGCUGCUCAUGCUUUCAAGGCCGAGAAUUUGAACUCCAAGGGUACGCUUGAUUUGAUGGCAGGGACCAGCAGUACCAGCUCGGGAGGGGAUUCUAAGCUCACCAAGAGAAAUGUUCAUGGUAUACUGAAUGCUGUGAGUUGGGGAAUUCUCUUUCCUGUUGGUAUCAUCAUUGCAAGGUACAUCAGGACAUUUCAGUCUGCUGAUCCAGCCUGGUUUUACCUUCAUGUAUCCUGUCAGAUCAUUGCUUAUGGUCUUGGAGUUGCUGGAUGGGCUACUGGUAUUAAGCUGGGGAACCAACCAAAAAGGAUACAAUACACUGCUCAUCGGAAUCUUGGGAUUGCUCUCUUCUCUUUCGCAACCUUGCAGAUGUUUGCAUUGUUCCUGAGACCCAACAAGGACCAUAAGUACCGCUUCUACUGGAACAUCUACCACCAUGGAAUUGGCUACACCAUCCUUGUACUUGGCAUCACCAAUGUGUUUAAAGGUCUUGACAUUUUGGACCCUGCUCACAAGUGGAAAACAGCUUACGUAGUUGUUCUCAUUGUGUUGGGUGCAAUUGCUCUACUGUUGGAAGCUAUUACAUGGAUUGUAGUCUUGAAGAAGAAGUCUGACAAGUCCACAAAGCCCUAUGAUGGAACGAAUGGUGCAGAUGGCAGGCGGCAGCCUCUUGCAGCAUGAUCAUUUAGUGCAUUCGUCUGUUGAUUCUGCUUUCCCCUCAUUCUGUGUAUAUUGGCUAUAGUUUUAGAUUCUUUAGAAUACACAAAUGGUUAAAAGCCUUGAGUUAUUUUUGCUUAUUUGUGUAAGGGUUUUACUGCUUCAGAUGUGUGUAUGUUUUCCAUUACUACAGAUAGAUGACUAAGAGUUUCUUUUAGCUAUUGGAAAUCAACUUUGCACUCUCAAUUUCCUC
Molecule: messenger RNA, 1630 nt
Organism: Nelumbo nucifera (sacred lotus)
Lineage: Eukaryota; Viridiplantae; Streptophyta; Magnoliopsida; Proteales; Nelumbonaceae
Product: cytochrome b561 and DOMON domain-containing protein At3g25290
Source: RefSeq, a predicted model, not a curated record